AUUCUUACGGAAAUCUGUUAAUUCUAUUUUUUGAGUACUUAUGAAUAACCACGUAUCUUCAAAAGCAUCUGCCAUGAAGCUCAAACAGACCAUCAACCCCAUUCUUUUAUAUUUUAUACAUUUUAUAAUAUCACUUUAUACUGUUUUAACAUACAUUCCAUAUUAUUUUUUGUCUGAGUCAAGAGAAGAAAAAUCAAACCGAAUUAAAGCAAAGCCUGUAAAUUCCAAACCUGAGUCUGCAUACAGAUCUAUUAACAGUUUGGAUGGCUUGGCCUCAGUAUUAUUCCCUGGAUGUGAUACACUAGAUAAAGUUUUUAUGUAUGCAAAAAACAAAUUCAAGAACAAAAAACUCUUGGGAACACGCGAAGUUUUAAAUGAGGAAGAUGAAGUACAACCAAAUGGAAAAAUUUUUAAAAAGGUUAUUCUCGGACAUUAUAAUUGGCUCUCCUAUGAAGAUGUCUUCAUUAGAGCUUUUAAUUUUGGAAAUGGCUUACAGGUGUUGGGUCAGAAACCAAAGACCAACAUUGCCAUCUUCUGUGAAACCAGGGCCGAAUGGAUGAUCGCUGCACAGGCAUGCUUUAUGUAUAAUUUUCAGCUCGUUACGUUAUAUGCGACUCUCGGAGGUCCAGCAAUUGUUCAUGGCUUAAAUGAAACAGAGGUGACCAACAUCAUUACUAGUAAAGAACUCUUACAGACAAAGUUGAAGGACAUAGUUUCUUUAGUCCCACGUCUGCGGCACAUCGUCACUGUCGAUGGCAAGCCACCAACCUGGUCUGAGUUCCCCAAGGGCGUCAUCGUACACACCAUGGCCGCAGUGCAGGCUCUGGGAGCCAAGGCCAGCAUGGAUAACAGACCUCAGAGCAAACCAGCGCCGACAGACAUCGCAGUAAUCAUGUACACCAGCGGCUCCACGGGGCUGCCCAAGGGCGUCAUGAUCUCCCACAGCAACAUCAUUGCUGGCGUGACGGGGAUGGCGGAACGGAUUCCGCGCCUGGGAGAGGAAGACAUUUACAUCGGAUAUUUGCCUCUGGCCCAUGUAUUAGAAUUAAGUGGUGAGCUCGUUUGUCUUUCUCAUGGAUGCUGCAUUGGCUACUCAUCACCACAGACUUUAGCAGAUCAGUCUUCAAAAAUAAAAAAAGGAAGCAAAGGGGAUACAUCCAUGUUGCGGCCAACACUAAUGGCAGCGGUUCCGGAAAUCAUGGAUCGGAUCUACAAAAAUGUCAUGAAUAAAGUGAAUGAAAUGAGUAGUUUUCAACGUAAUCUCUUUAUUCUGGCCUAUAAUUACAAAAUGGAACAGAUUUCAAAAGGGCGUAGUACUCCCCUGUGUGACAGGCUUAUUUUCCGGAAAGUUCGAAGCUUGCUCGGUGGAAACAUUCGGAUUCUGUUGUGCGGGGGUGCUCCACUGUCCGCAACCACACAGCGAUUCAUGAAUAUCUGCUUUUGCUGUCCUGUUGGUCAGGGCUAUGGACUCACCGAGUGUGCUGGAGCCGGAACGAUCACAGAAGUGUGGGACUACAAUACUGGCAGAGUGGGAGCGCCAUUAGUUUGCUGUGAAAUCAAAUUAAAGAACUGGGAGGAAGGUGGGUACUUUAAUACCGAUAAACCACAUCCCAGGGGUGAAAUUCUUAUUGGUGGCCAAAAUGUGACAAUGGGAUACUACAAAAAUGAAGCAAAAACAAAAGCUGAUUUCUUUGAAGAUGAAAAUGGACAGAGGUGGCUCUGCACUGGAGACAUCGGAGAGUUCGACCCUGACGGCUGCUUAAAGAUUAUUGACCGUAAAAAGGACCUCGUAAAGCUGCAGGCAGGGGAGUAUGUUUCUCUCGGGAAAGUAGAGGCAGCUCUGAAGAACCUGUCACUGAUAGAUAACAUUUGCGCAUAUGCAAACAGUUAUCAUUCUUAUGUCAUUGGAUUUGUUGUGCCAAAUCAAAAGGAGCUAACAGAACUAGCUCGAAAGAAAGGACUUAAAGGGACUUGGGAGGAACUGUGUAACAGCUGUGAAAUGGAGAACGAGGUACUGAAAGUGCUUUCUGAAGCUGCUGUUUCAGCAAGUCUGGAAAAGUUUGAAAUUCCAGUAAAAAUUCGUUUGAGUCCUGAACCGUGGACCCCUGAAACCGGUCUAGUGACAGAUGCCUUCAAGCUGAAACGCAAAGAGCUUAAAACACAUUACCAGGCGGACAUCGAGCGAAUGUAUGGAAGGAAAUAAUUAUUCUCUUUCAGUAUCAGUCUGCUACAGGGAGCUCAGAUCAAAUAGGAAAAUACUUGAAAUGCAUGUCUCAAACUGUGAGGCAAAAUUCCAUUCCUCAUAUUAAAUCUAAACUGUUAUUUCUCAUGACAUCACCAUUUUUAACUGACAGGAUGAGUAAAAUAUUAAGACAGCAAACUUGUGUCUGUCUCUUCUUUCUUCUCCUCCUGCAAUUUGCUUUACCACCUGGGACUGCCCUUGUCAGCAUGAGGACUUUUCUGAAUCAUAUUGAGGAACAGUGAUUUUAAAACCUCGAGUUUUUAAACAUGAUUUAUAUGUUCUGUAUAAUGUUCAGUUUGUAACUUUUUAAAGUUUGGAUGUAUAGAGGGAUAAAUAGGAAAUAUAAGGAUUGGUUAUUUGGGGGGCUUUUUUACUUACAAAUAUUUAAAAAUGUAAGGGUAUGGAUGUGAAAUUAUGUAAAUUUCAAAUGCUUAUGAAUCAAAUCAUUGUUGAACAAAAGCUUUGUUGCUGUGUAAUUAUUGUCUUGUAUGCAUUUGAGAGAAAUAAAUAUACCCAUACUUAUGUUUUAAGAAAUUGAGACUUUGUGAAUAUAUGCCUGACAGUGUCUUCUUUAUAUAUUUAUUUUUAUUAGAAAAAAAUGAAGUUUGGUUGGUGCCGCAUGAAACAAAAUAGCAGGAGAGGGUUAUGGCUUAAUACUAAAGAAGCAAAUAUAGCAAGUGUAACACCAGUGGAUAAUUAGUCUCUGGUAGCUUACCAUGAAAAUUUUCAGAGCCUUCUAGUUAGCUGUCAAAACCAGGACCAUAUCAAACUUUUAGAAUUGGACAGAUUAGAACCUAAAAGAAGGAUAGAAAGUUAUUCUUUAUUUUACUGACCAUAUGUACAUUGAGUUGUCUAUGUGUCACAUUUAUAAUGGAAAUUUACACUCUGCAGCCCUCCUACUUUUAGUGUAGAGGUUUAAUAUUUUUCACUUGAAAAUUAGAAUUCUCUUUUGAUAGUUUGCACUGGUGUGUGUGCGUGUGCGUGUGUCUAUUGGUAGCUUACUAAAAAACACGCUUUCUACCAUUACCUUUCUACACUAGAAAAUGAAAUAAUUUAGAAUGCUUCGGAUAAUAGUAUUCUUACUAAUUUACAUGAAAACUUAAUGAGGUAAGAUUUAAUUUGUAGGUUUUUAUGUCAGUGUGCAAGUUAUUUGUGAUCCUAAAAACAUUGCUUGUAUGAUACAUAGUCUUUUUAUAUGUAUUGCUUGUCUAUUGUUAUUUGAGCAUUAUUAAGAGUAAUAUUGCACCAAUUAAGAUGUGUUCAAAUCAAGACUUUAAUUAUUUUCUUGAUUCUUGUCUACUUUAGACAUCAAAAGGCAAAAAAAAAAAAAAAAAAAAAGUGGAUCUGUGUUGAGGACCAAAGGCCCUAUAGUUUUGGGGCAUAUGACAAACACAUCAUACUUGGAGAUAUUGCAAUAUGGUGUUCUGUUUUGAACUUUACUUGUAUUCUUGUAUAUUUGUAUUAUGUUUUCAGUGUUAUUCUCCUUAUUAUAGUUUAUCAUAAAAUUUGGAAAGAAAUCACCAAGAAGUAAAAAUAUGAAGGAAAUUGAAUGGAGCCUCUUCUGUAUCAGGAUGUCGUGAUCUAAAAAUUAAAGUCGGGAUAGGUUGAAUUUUUUCAGAUGCUUUAUCUUCAGAAUAAUUGUUUGCUUUCGAAUGAUUUUAAAAGGUCAUAUUUAGAAAAAGAAGAUUCAAUGCUUCAACGGAGAGAUAGUGCAAAUUGUGACUUGAAAUAGUGUCAGAUGGAUAUAUAGUUUAUCACUGAUGUAGAAUAAAAGUUGUUUCUUUUCAGAAACAUCUAAUAAGGCUGAUUUAAUCUGUAUCGCGUUUCAUUUUUCUCAUUUUUAAUAAUUCCUUUCAGUCCUAGAAUACCAAAUGCCAGGUGUAGAUGUCACAGCAGAUGUCACAGCAAAUAUGAAAUCAAAUAAGUAGAAUCCCCUUUCAAACAAAUUACUUUCUAACCCAAACCACCUUUAGUGACUUGAAAAAUAGUAUGUUUUAAUAUUACCCUUUCAAAAACAAAAAAAAUUGGUUGAUUAGAAAAACAGUAAUCCUAUUAAAAGAAAUAAUAGUAGAACCAGAAGAUACUUGGGGAGGAAAACUUGAAAUUUCAAAGAAAAUUCCCAAAUCUGUUACACACAUCUGAAUACAAACUAUAGAUCCUAAAAGAAUGGAUCCUAAGAGCUGUUGUUUUCUAGAGAUCAGCUCUAUGAAGACUCCUGAACCCUUCUCCGUUCAGUAAGUUGAGCAGUUUCAAGCUGGUACCUCCUCAUCUCUCCCUACAUGUACCCCUCCCACGUCCCCCGCCGGUGUUUUUUAACUUAAAUUUCAUUAACCCGUUUCCCGUUUGCCCCGAGAACAUUCGCCUGCAAUGCUUGCAGCUGCAGCAUUUACCCUGAGAUAACUCGUGGAUUACAGCCCUAACCUCACUCCCAAAGUUUGCCAUGAACUAUCUUGCUUUUAUUAUUAUUUUUGCAUUGCUCUAGUAUAUCAAUAGUCUUUGGAAACAAAUGACAUCAUUCUAUUGAUAGCAUUCUGGUUUUAGCAGUGGUUAAUUCCAUUUACAAAAAUAUAGUAAUUCUUGAUCGCUGAAAAUGCCAAAUCCUAGAAAAUGCAGCUUUCCUGCACAAGAAGUUAGCAAACUUUUUCUAAACAGGAAAAGGGUUAAAAAUUGUACCAAUAACAAAAUUGAAGGCGAUAUCUACUUUCUAAGUACGACUUUGUUAUUAAGUAAUGGAUUUGGUUUUUACGAUGUUCUCUAAAGCUUGCAAGUUUUCAUCAGUGUUUAAAAACAUGAACCUGGCAUAACCUUCCUGCCAACAUUCCAAGAGUUUAUAGUUUUAAGCAAUUAGCCCUGUGAUAUAACUUUAAUACUUAAAAAAAUCGCUUUGUGGGCUUUCUUUGAGUAAGAAAAGUGUACAUCUGUGAUGUUAUAAAGGGGGUCUACUUUUAGACUGUCGUAUUGGACCAUACUGAAAUGUAACAUGAUUUCUAUACUUAAAAAUUGAUUGUUUACUGUGAUUUCAUUUUCAGUGUUUUCUUGGUUAUUGCCUGAAGAAGUGUAUAUCUUAAACUACAUGGUGUGGACUUUGUAAUUUGACAUGAAGUUCGAAGAAUAAAGAUAUAUAAAAACA
Molecule: messenger RNA, 5372 nt
Organism: Pteropus alecto (black flying fox)
Lineage: Eukaryota; Metazoa; Chordata; Mammalia; Chiroptera; Pteropodidae
Gene: ACSL3
Product: acyl-CoA synthetase long chain family member 3
Exons: 14
Coding region: 41-2203 (720 amino acids)
Biological process (GO): long-chain fatty acid metabolic process; neuron differentiation; long-chain fatty-acyl-CoA metabolic process
Cellular component (GO): lipid droplet; endoplasmic reticulum; plasma membrane
Molecular function (GO): long-chain fatty acid-CoA ligase activity
Source: RefSeq, a predicted model, not a curated record